AUGAGCACUCUACAUAGGAGCUUGAGCCUGCUGGUCAUCCUGUGUCUGGUACACUGGGUGUCAUGCAAGACUGUUCGUUUCGAGCUGAACCUGACAUGGGAAGAUCGAAACGUUGCGGGUAUCGUGCGCAAAGCUAUCCUGUCGAAUGGCCAACUCCCCGGUCCUACACUUCGGAUAAAGCAAGGAGAUGAAGUCGAAUUCCGAGUGAGGAAUUUCAUGCCGUUCUCCACAACGGUCCAUUUUCAUGGUAUCCAGCAGCUAGGCACGCCGUGGUCCGACGGCACGCCCGGACUAUCACAGGAGCCAAUAGAGCCAGGGAAUCAAUUCAUCUAUAAGUGGACAGCAAAUGAGUAUGGGUCGUACAUAUACCACUCGCAUGCCCGGGGCCAGCUAAUAGACGGUCUCUAUGGGGCCAUCUAUAUCCAGCCGAAGAAUUCGGUAGAGAAGCCAUUCAGGCUGAUUACGCAGGAUGCUACCGAAAUAGCCGCAAUGAUACGGGCAGAGUCUGAAACAGAGCCGCUCAUGCUUUCUGACUGGCGUGUUCUGGAUUCAGAGGCGAUUUGGCAGGCCGAGGUAGCCUCAGGCGUGGAGAAUAUCUGUUCUAAUGCUAUAUUGAUCAACGGCAAAGGCUCCGCGUGGUGCUUGCCCCAGGAGAGAAUCAAUGAUCUCACCACAGUGGAUCAAAGGGUUCUCCUUGGAAAUAGUACGAUGACUGAUAUUGGAUGUUUCCCUCCUAUUGAUUCCUUUUUUGGUUCAUGGCCUCGUGACCCUAGCUUGUUACCUAGGAGCUUUAGUAGCGGGUGUACACCUGGCUACGGUCCGGAAGAGAUUGUUAGAGUUGACUCUCGUACUCGCUAUAUCAGUCGUGACGUGAUGAGCAUGGCUGGUACGGCGUCUCUCGUUUUCUCCAUAGAUGAGCAUCCGCUAUAUGUCUACGCAAUCGACGGGCGCUAUAUUGAGCCGGUCCUUGUUGACGCUGUGCGGGUACCGGCUGGGACUCGGUAUUCAGUUUUAAUCGAACUCAAGCAAAUCAGGGCAGCUAGAGACUACACCAUCCGCGUUGCCCACAACGGGGCCAAUCAGAUUAUCAACGGCACGGCGACAAUGUCGUAUAUCUCACGCCAAUCCCAACAGCGGCCUUCGUUACCGCAUAUUACGGAGACCGGUAACCUCAUCAACCCACAAUCAAUAUUUCUGAAUGAAUCUCUCGUCGUUCCCUUCCCUGUGGAACUUCCCGCGCCAACCGUGGACCAGACAAUCGUCCUAAAUAUCAAUCACUACCACGCCUACUACCGCUGGACACUAGGGGAAGGAAGCUUUCCCCUGGAGUUAGAAGACGUGCAUCCGGCCCUGUUCAACGCGAGCGCAAUCCCGUAUCCAUACAGCGUGUCCACCAUGAACAACACUUGGGUCGACAUCGUCUUCAACGUGUCCGGAGAGACCCCACCACCUCAUCCAAUGCACAAGCAUUCGAACAAGUACUUUGUUAUUGGUGAGGGCGGCGGUCCAUUCACCUGGUCUUCCGUCGCAGAAGCAAUGGAGGAGGUCCCCGAUUACUUCAACUUUGUGAAUCCACAAAUCCGAGAUACAUACACAACUCCAUUUAUACCCCGGUCGACUGGGACCUGGCUGGCUAUACGGUAUCAUGUUGUCAAUCCCGGCCCGUUUCUGCUUCACUGCCACCUGCAAAUGCAUCAGAGCGGCGGCAUGGCCUUGGCUAUCAUGGAUGGUAUUGGUGACUGGCCGCUUGUGCCACAAGAGUAUCAGUUAUCAGCAGCGAGAGCACUCGAGUCUGAACAAAAAGACAUAAAAAUGGGAGGCAAAAAGGCCGCCGGCGAGAACUCCAAGAAGGCCGCCGGAAACGCUCGCGUGCGUACCACUUCUACCUCAGCCACAAACAUCUAUCAUCGAUCCGAAGCUGAACUAAUUAUCUGGGGACAACAGAAAGCCGAAGCCGCCGCCAACAAGAAGGCCGCCGAGGACCAAAAGCGCGCCGCUGAAGAGGACAAGCAAUGGGCCAAGGGCGCAAAGGGCUCGUCUAAGAAAGAAGAUGCCGAAGCCAAGAAAGCCGAAGCCGCCCGGAAGAAGGCCGAGCGCGACGCCAUGCUCGCCGCCGAAGAGUCUUCCCAGCCCUCCAAACCCAAGAACAACAAGUCCGCAGCUAAGAAGAACGCCGCGCCUUCUCGGGGAACUCUGAAUCUCGACCAGCUCGACGAUACGCCCUCUUCGAAAACCGGCGCCCUCAACGCAUCCGGUAUCGACAACGCUCUCGACGCCCUCUCCCUUACAGGCAAGGACUCGAGUAAGAUCGAUCGCCACCCUGAGCGUCGUUACAAGGCUGCAUAUGCGGCGUUUGAGGCACGACGACUACCGGAGAUUGAAGCGGAGAACCCCGGGCUGCGGAGAAACCAGAGGGUUGACCUUUGCAAGAAGGAGUUUGACAAGAGCGAUGAGAACCCGUUCAACCAGGUGCACGUUGCUUUUGAUGCGACGAGGGAUGAGGUUGCGGCUGCGAGGGAGGCAGAGAGGAAGAAGACUGAGGCCAGGCUUGCGAGGUAG
Aspergillus mulundensis is the source of this 2559-nucleotide messenger RNA. RefSeq names its product DUF1014 domain protein. Bases 1 to 2559 code for a protein of 852 amino acids. Lineage: Eukaryota; Fungi; Ascomycota; Eurotiomycetes; Eurotiales; Aspergillaceae. Gene Ontology annotation, molecular function: oxidoreductase activity; copper ion binding. The record is from RefSeq and is a predicted model, not a curated record. The transcript has 5 exons.